Chironomus riparius is the source of this 443-nucleotide messenger RNA. NCBI's taxonomy places the organism in Eukaryota, Metazoa, Arthropoda, Insecta, Diptera, Chironomidae. The record is from the annotation of a GenBank genome assembly.
AUAACAAGUUAGUGCGCUGAUCAGUUCGCUCUUUGACAUCAAGUCGUUUAAACGAUGAACAAGUCAGUUUUGUUUUGUGCAUUUGUGAUGUUAAUUGCUGCAGCAACAGCACAGUGGAAUGGACAACCUGGAUAUCCACCAUUCCCACAACCACCUAAUAUUAAUGACUUGUGUAAUCGACCUGGAGCAAAUUGCAACGUUCAAAGUCGUUUUGCUGAGGAAUCGUCUUACACCGAUCAUCGUGGAAAUUCUCAAAAGUUUUCGAGAGUUUGUGAUGAUAAGGGAUGUUAUGAACGCAAAUUGACAAACGAUUCAUCCUCAAUGUCAGUCAGCUUUAUUCUGAUUUCAACAGCAGCCAUAAUUGCCGUAAUGAAGAGUUUGAUUCACUAGAGUUUGGUAGCUAGACAAUGCCAAUAGUUUCUAAUAUAAAAUAAGACAAAAGA